CAACUAAUGAGUGCCUGUAGAUUGAAGUUUUUGAGGCGCGCUCGUCAAAAGUAGGCUUGCAGAUGGCGUCCUUAAAGUUGUCAGCUUUAAGUGUGUUUAGCCCUCGGAGUUUUAGUCGCAUUACAGCUGUUCUGACUCCAAAUAUAAAGAGACAUGUAUGUACUACUAUCUCAAUGCAUAUGAAGUUGAAUGAGAUGAAACAUAUACUAAAGGAAAAUAAUAUCCCGGAAGCGGAUAAAAGGCAAAUAGAAAAAGAGGUUGAAGAAAUGACAAAGGAUUGGAUUACCACGGGUUAUCACCAUACUGACAAAAAAGAAGAUACUUUCCUAUCACAGUUUAUGCCUUUCGCUCUUCUUACACUCUGGAUUUUUCCGUUGUUUUUGUUUAUGUAUUACUCUCCUAAUCGUAGUUUUUCUGAUUGGACUUGGAGAGAAGCAUAUUUGGAGAUAGAAAGACGAAGAAGAGAUGGCCUACCUCUUGUAGAUAAAGAUCUAAUCCCUGCUUCCCGUGUUCAGCUGCCUCCAGUUGAUCAACUCGACCCUGAUUUUAAGAUUAUUAUAUAA
Messenger RNA from Schistosoma haematobium, 563 nucleotides. It is a transcript of the gene NDUFB11, whose product is annotated as NADH dehydrogenase 1 beta subcomplex subunit 11 ndufb11. The record is from RefSeq and is a predicted model, not a curated record. The transcript has 3 exons. The coding region runs from base 63 to 563 and encodes 166 amino acids. Lineage: Eukaryota; Metazoa; Platyhelminthes; Trematoda; Strigeidida; Schistosomatidae.